AUGGAUCUGUGGAAAAAGUUUUUCUUCUUUUUAUUCAGAGAUGAGUUCAUCCAAAGAGUUUGUUGCCAGUGCAGCAGAUGUGUAAGAUCAAGAGAAGAAGAAGAUGAUGAUGAUGAUGAUGAUUUCCUAGCUUCCCUUGUAAAGGAGCAGGAUGAAGACUUCACAGAAGAAGAAAUGGCUCAGUUCACAAGUUUUGCAAACCUCAAAGAGCAAAGAGAGGCCAAUAAAAAGAAGUUCUGUGAUCAGAGAAACCUGUCAAAUGGAAAAAUUAAACAAAAAGGAGUGAAAGGAAAUCAGCCAAAGUUAAAGAAUAACAAACAACUUAAAGCAGAACAAUGGAAACGAGAAAAGGAAAUAUCUGAAAUAGCAGUCCAAACUAAAGGUGUAAAUCAAACUCUACAGCAAAAGCAUAAGGCUUUUUCUAGAGAUUCUAAAGCAAAGACACCUAUGCAGCAUAGAAGUUUUGAUCAUCUUGGCAAUGUUUACUUUGGUCAAGAGAAAAAUGUGAAAGAACGCAGUGAUGGUGCUUGUAACAAGAGGAAUGCAAGGAAAAAGAAGAACAGGAAGAAAUCGUCAUCAAGACAUCAAGAUGACAAAGAAACAAGCUCCAAAUCCACAACAACUGUUCCUGAGCAGAAAUUUGUUCCAAACGUUUUCAGAAAUGUCACAAUCAAACCAGAAACAACGCGGAGACAAGAUGAACUUACGGGGAGGUUACCAUGUUACACAAGUCAGAGAAGUGUUUCAGUCAAGCAAACUGGAAGAGUAUGGUAUGAGUAUCCAAAAUUCGGCCCCGCCCCAUCCAGACCAAGUUCUGUUACGAACGUGUGGCAGAAAAGACAAGAGAAACAGAUGCUGCUGGCGGAGCUACAGCCUUCUGAUCAAAAUGAUGAAGAAUUACAGCUACAAAUGGCCUUGGAACUGAGCAAGAAACAAGCAGAAAUUGACGAGCAACAAAGAGAGAUCACCUUACUGGAGAGACAGAUGGAGGAAACACUCCAGUUGGAGAAAAAACUUAAAUGUCAAUCCAGCAAGGUAAAGAUUCAAGCCAAACAAGCCACUGUUAUGGGUCAUGACAGUUUUCCACCGCUAGUGGGACAUGUUGAUGAUGAGUGGGUGCUACCUUCGAGCGGUGAGAAUAAGGGCGAAGGAAACGAACAAGAAAAAAAAGACUCCAGAAAAUUUGCUCGCAACAAGGGCGAUGAUGACAAUGAUAGUAGUACUGAGACCUUAGAACGGUGUCACAAGUCCAAACCUGAAUCCAAGAUGGAGCACUUAAGAAAAGGAAGCGUUGAGGCGAAUGGAGUAAAUGAUAGGACAAUGUUUUUAGGCAAGUCGCACUUUCAAUCGCCACAGCUUUGCCGAAGACACGAUUCUGAAACCAAUUCUUGUCCAUACGGGAAAAAUUGUUGCUUGGGUAAGCACUGCAAGUACUUACAUCCGUCAUCGAUUGACAACCGUAAAAGAUCAAAAUCAGGUGAAUUUAAUUUGGGCAGUCAAGAUCAGUGCGAUUCUAAGGUUAUUGACAGGGAUAACAGAUCAGAGCCAAGCUGCUUAACGGGAAAACAAAUGCAAUUAGUUGCGUCUUGUGAAGGGGUGGAUAGAGAAUCGGAACCCUGCUGUGGAUUACAGAACUAUGGAAAAUCAGAUGAUGUCUUCAUACAAUCUACUGGCUUUUAUACGACACAGAAAUCUCGCUAUGUUGGAGAGACGGACAAUCCUAACACCGCGUUGAGAGAGGAACAUAAUCAGUGCGACAUAGGUACCAGUGAAUUUGAGAGCAUAAACCAGUGUUCAAGAUUCGACAUUCCUGUCAGUAAGUCAAAGACAUUACUGAACAACAGGUUUUCAUUAUGUGAGGGGACAACUGAAAAUAACAGCAAUGCUGAUCAACCAGGUCUCUGGAACAAGAAAUACGCACCAACAGGGAAUCCUCAGAAAGAUGCCAAAUGUGGUUCAAUCUUGUUUAAAAAAUCCUCGUCAGGAGCAACAUCAAGUGCAGCCAUUACUGUUACAGCUCCAACUGUGUACGUUGUUGCAGAUUCUCAGUUUCCUUUUGGAGCACCUGCUGGUAAAGGCCUCCACCAAGCAGCUUUGGGGUUACGAUCUAAUGCCAAUCUUUCAAGUGAACAGAAACCACAGAAUUCACCGGGAGCCUUUAACCAGUCUUCGAGUUCGGUUAACAAUAGUGAAAGACAGAUUACAGCAGCCACAACAACAAAAGUAAUGACUCAAAGCCGGAAAGAAACCUCUGCGGGUCCUGGUCCUGGUCCUGGUCCUGGUCCUGGUCCUGGUCCUGGUCCUGGUCCUGGUCCUGGUCCUGGUCCUGGUCCUGGUCCUGGUCCUGGUCCUGGUCCUGGUCCUGGUAUUUCUUUACUUCAAACUGCGUCAGUGUCGUCUGAAAUUCUGCCAAGUCCACGCUGUAGUUCUAGUACUUCUCUGCAAACCCCAGCAGCCAUUCAGACUACGACUACUAAUAUUUUCCCGGUAUUUCCUGGUUUUCCGUUUCUUCCAUUUGCCAGUGUUUAUCCUUGUAUUAAUCCAGCAAAUGCUGCUGCUUCUGCAAGCCUGAUGGCGGGAUCGACAGACGAAAUAUCCUUUCCAGUGACAUCUGGAGAAUCUAGUCAGCAUGAAGGAUCUUUCGUCUCGAACCAAGUAAUACUACGAGCUCACCUAAAGGCUGGUCUCAGUGGUGGGUUGUCACCCUUAGGCCAGGUUCUUCCAACGCAGAAUGCCCCAUCAAUAAUGGCUGCGGAAGGAAGGAGUGAGUUAGUGCCAAACCUAGCGCAGCUCUCCGAACCGGGCGACCUUAGUGAGCUCCAGUCUCCAACCUCAAUGCUACUAAAGCCAUUUAAUGUCCCAUUUCCAUUAAUCAACCCUCUAUCAUUUGUUAACAUCAGCACAGGGAUGGCUUUAGGGACACCAUGCUCAGUGCUUAAGAAUGGCUGCCAAACUAGUUCUACCUCGGUGCUAACUGCCCCAUCUCAGGUGCAAGGUAAUGAUAAAACCAGAAAGCAGUCCAAAGUGGAGCAAAAAGGAACGGGUGUUAACACUCCCACGAAGGUGAAACGUGAUUUUGGAAAGGAAGAUGACGCUUCUGCUGGUUUUGGCGGGAAAACGAAGAUGCUUAGAAGACCUAUUACAAUUCCUAUGGUGAUGCAGCAGCAAGCAUCCAAGUAAAUUUAGAGAUUUUCAUACAUUUUUAGAAAUGGCAGUACUUCCUUGGUGAGCAACAGGUGACAAGGCCGCCAUACGAAGCUCGGAAAAUAGUAUCAAGACGAAUCAAUUUCCCAGUCAAAGACAGUUUGAUACAGCUGUUGUUUGAAUUUCGAAAAUGAUAUUAAGUGCAUGGUAAAAUACAUCGAUUGUAUAUUAAGUUUGAAUAUUUAUUGUUGAUAAAUAAUGUUGCAAUUCGUAUUGUCUCUCACGGGAAAAGGCUACUAUGUUAGAAAAUAGAGAUAUUUAUUGACGAACAUCUGAAAACUUAAAUCAGAACAACAGACCAGAAGUAAUAUUUGAUGGUUACCUUGAAAUGACGCUUCGACAGACGCUUGUACUCUCAGAAGGGAUAUCACAACUUUGCAAAUGUUUGGUUUGGUUUGGUUUGGUUUGGUUAGAUCUUUUAGUCGUUACAGUUGAAAAAGUUUUCGAUUUGACGUGGAAAAAGGCGUACGGAAUAAACUCAGAACACUCAAUCAGGAAACACUAACGGCAAGUUUACCCUCUGAUUCAUUUCACUUUUCCUCAAAUCUCGUGUAAGGAGAUUCUCCUCAUACACACCCCGAAAAACAAAAAAAAAUACCCCCUAAUCACCACGAAAGCACAUAUUUUUACCGCUUUUCAAAGUGGCGGGCGAGCCGACCUGUGCAUCUCCAAUCAACUGACAUAAAUCUUCUCGUGAGUGUUCCGUAUCUCAAAUUAUUUUGUAUUAACUUCUAAGGGAAGUUUUGGAAUUAUUUUGCCUCUAACUUAGGA
Pocillopora verrucosa is the source of this 3975-nucleotide messenger RNA. The record is from RefSeq and is a predicted model, not a curated record. NCBI's taxonomy places the organism in Eukaryota, Metazoa, Cnidaria, Anthozoa, Scleractinia, Pocilloporidae.